This is a messenger RNA of Panicum virgatum (switchgrass), 1028 nucleotides long. RefSeq names its product protein SPEAR1-like. The record is from RefSeq and is a predicted model, not a curated record. The coding region runs from base 447 to 884 and encodes 145 amino acids. Gene Ontology annotation, molecular function: DNA-binding transcription factor activity. NCBI's taxonomy places the organism in Eukaryota, Viridiplantae, Streptophyta, Magnoliopsida, Poales, Poaceae. The transcript has 2 exons.
UUGUCGUCCUCCUCGUCGGAGCUGCUGUCAGGGACCAGCCAUGCUAGCUAAUCACCAGCUGAGGUUAGACAUUUUUUUUAAUAAAAGGACAUGAUACUAGUAUCAUAUAUAGAUCGAUGCAAGCAAGUCAUCUACUGCCGAUAGCAUGCACAUGCAGCGAUCGGAUCCUUCUUGGAAGCUGGGUGCUGGAGACGGCAUGCAUAGGAAACCGGGAGCCAGCAGAUCGCCCUCAAUCUUUCCCGGAUCCCGUAGACCCGUACGUACAGCUAGCAAAGGCCAGCGCCAGAUCUCCAUCUCCUCUCCUAGGAGUAGCCAGUUUAGCAGCAGCAGCUGCUGCUGCCUUAUUUUGCUAUAUAUAACGUACACCACUCUCGCUAUCUGCCGUUCAGAUCAGAUUGUUAACAUACACAUACACAUACAUCCACCUGCGGCCUGCUUGCUGGUUGAUGGGCAGCAGCAGCUUCUUCCCGGCCGGCGGCGAGAUGUGCACGGAGGGCAGCCGCCCGGCGGGGAGGCGCGGCGCCAAGAAGCAGGCGGCGACGGCGGACCACCACAAGGCCAACAGGCAGCCGCAGCGCGGACUGGGCGUCGCGCAGCUCGAGAAGAUCCGCCUCCACAACCAGAUGCUGGCCGCCUACCGCUCCGCCGCCGGAGGCCUGCACCCGGCCACGGCAGCGCAGCAGGCGCCCUUGGCCGCCGCCGGCGCCUCCUCGUCGUUCCAGCCAUACCGCCUCACGAACUGCUUCGAGGAGACGGAGCGGGGCAUCGUGAGACUGGGGCAGCCGCCGCAGCAGCAGCACUACUGGAUGAUGAGCAGCGCGAGCGAGGGGUCCAGGUCCAGCCACGGCAGCGCGGAGGAGCUCGACUUGGAGCUCAGAUUGUAGCAGCUAGCUGCUGCCUUGCAGCGAUUUAGGUAGUUCAAUUUGCUCUGGGCAUCGCAUAGUUGGUCGGAUGCUCAUGGGCGAAUGAAGAAGCAUCAUGCAGCAGCUAGCUAUAUAUAUAUAUAUAUAUAUAUAUAUAUAUAUAUA